AUAACUUAAGUACGCUGUUGUACCAUCUUGAGUGUUGGAUUAACUUCCUGAUUCCAAUUGUCGCGAUCCCUUCUUACCUGCGGUUCCCAGCCUACCUAUUAGCCCCCACUACAAACCAGGAUAGAAACACAAAGACAAAAUGGAGUGGGCGAAGCAAAAAUACAACGAACAAUACGAGAUCUGGAUGCCCUGGAUCGAGGACAAUUUCCUUAAAUACUUUACGAAGGAUAACAAAGCAAGCUAUACCACUAAGGAACAACUCGAUAAAUCCAAGGUAACCGGAGUCGAACAAGUCGACACACUACAAGAUGGUGUCCACGGUGUAGCUGCCGGACAAGUUGGGCAAGGUGGCCUGCUACAACCCGUUGGCGACCUCCUCUCCAAAGAAGGGCUUAACCGAGCCGAACGUCGUGGGAAAGACGAGCAGGGCGGAUACUUACCAUCUGCUGUCUCCGGAAUCCCGGGCUUGACGAAGUAAAACGAGUUGACUAUGGAGACAUGUUGCGGAUGAAUGAAGAUAUGAUGAUACCAAAAGGAAAUAAGGGAUGUGAUGAUACACAGGGCAAGGUAACGGCGUUCGAUUUGAUCACGGGGAAUGAGAAAAGCGGACAC
Messenger RNA from Hypoxylon trugodes, 612 nucleotides. RefSeq lists its product as uncharacterized. Lineage: Eukaryota; Fungi; Ascomycota; Sordariomycetes; Xylariales; Hypoxylaceae. The coding region runs from base 140 to 478 and encodes 112 amino acids. The transcript is spliced from 2 exons. The record is from RefSeq and is a predicted model, not a curated record.